CCGGGCGGAGCGCUGAGGGGCCGGCCGCCAUGGCGGGCCCGCUGCUGCAAGGCUAUGGGCUGGCGGCAGCCUUGCGGAGCCGCGCUGCUCUCCGCCCGCUGGGGUUGCUGGUCCCCCCGAGCCGCGGGGUGGCCGACCUGGGGCCGGGGCACGGGGAGGCGGCGCUGGAGGAGAACCCCUUCUACGGGAAGUACCGACAUAAGAUCCAGGAGCUGCGGAGAUCCAGUCCAGAUGUGUUUGAAUCCCGUAUGGAAAAAAGAACUGAAGUGAAAAAGCAGCCUGUGGGAUACUCCAAUCAGGGAGAAUUUAUCAGAUGCAUGGAGGAAAAGGCAAAAGGCUUGGGCUCAAAGACAUCUAAGGGUGGAUUCACAAAAGACAAGACACUUGAUUCAAUUCUGAAUGUUGAGAUGGUGAAAGAAAAGUCAGCGGAGGAGAUAAAACAGAUUUGGAAUCAGUAUUUUUCUGCAAAAGAUACGGUUUAUGCUGUUAUUCCUGCAGAAAAGUUUGAUUUAAUAUGGGAGAGAGCCCAGAAAUGUCCAUCGUUUCUAUAUGCUUUGCCAAGAAAAGAAGGCUACGAGUUCUUUGUGGGGCAGUGGUCAGGAACAGAAUUGCACUUCACUUCCCUAAUAAACGUUCAGACCCAAGGUGAAACUGCCCCUAGCCAGUUGGUCCUGUACCAUUUUCCUGAUCUACAGAAGGAAAAAGGGAUAGUUCUAAUGACAGCAGAAAUGGACUCCAAGUUCUUGGUGGUGCAUGAAGCACAGUGCUUGGCGAAUCAGGUGCAGCUUUUCUAUGCAACAGAUCGUUCCGAGACCUAUGAACUAGUGGAGACCUUCAACCACAGAUCUAGUGAAUUUAAAUAUAUGUCAGUUAUAGCAGAGCUUGAGCAAAGCGGGCUUGGAAGAGAACUGAGACCUGGUCAGAUUUCUGACAAGUCACAGAGCUGACCUGCAGGUGAAGUGAGCCAGCAGCAGUGAGGGUUUCCUACAUGGGGUGGUGCUGUGUCUUUUGGUUUACAGAUUUGGUUUGGAUACAGAAAGGAUCUGGAGACAUCCUGGGAGUGUCAAGCCUGUCUUGCACUCAUGCAAGAUGAGGACUUGGGCCAUAUGAACAACCAUAAUUGCCAAAAUGGAGCCCUGGAACUUCAUUAGAACAAGCCAUUUUCCCAUCCUCUGACUUACUGCUGCAUGCUGUAUUUUUGAAAUCUGAAGUGACAGAAGAGAAGCUCUGUAACGGACUGCACUGACAUCAGGAGAGACCCAAAAACCAAUGUUUCUGCUCAGUAAAUGCAUUUAAAUGCCCUCUGCCAUUAUAAUUGCAUGGUCCAGUGCUUUUUAAUCUGUGUGGAAUUUAUACAGGCUUGUCCAUCAAGAAAAGAGAGUAGGGCUGACGGUCUCAAACAAAUGCCUCUUUGUUACUUUGUGAGGUUCCUUACACAGAUGUGUACUGUGGCCUGUGUUUUUCUCAGGAUUGAAAAAUAGAGUGACUAGA
Pezoporus flaviventris is the source of this 1491-nucleotide messenger RNA. It is a transcript of the gene ATPAF1, whose product is annotated as ATP synthase mitochondrial F1 complex assembly factor 1. Gene Ontology annotation, biological process: mitochondrial proton-transporting ATP synthase complex assembly. The transcript has 9 exons. Bases 30 to 947 code for a protein of 305 amino acids. The record is from RefSeq and is a predicted model, not a curated record. Gene Ontology annotation, cellular component: mitochondrion. NCBI's taxonomy places the organism in Eukaryota, Metazoa, Chordata, Aves, Psittaciformes, Psittacidae.